ACCUUCACGACGAUCGAAGCCAUAAUUUAUGGGGCCGGUGCAUAUGGGUAUAUGUGCAUGACUGACGUACGUACGUACGUACGUCUGCAAGAUCCUGUGUUGCACUUAUGCAUGCGCAUUCAUUGUAUACAGUAUAGCUCGAGCGAGUCAACGGUGCAGGUGUAAUUGUUUCGGUGUUUAUUAUAGAAAGAGAUCUGGAAGCUGCGUAAUUUGUAGUUUUCUUGUAUUGGCUUCCCUUGUAUUAUUUGUAGAUGAGGACCUCGUGUGCUAUCAACAUGGAGACAUCAUCUUGUUCUGGAUUAUAACGAAGAAUUUGAACUGAACUUCGUCUUCGUAUUUAAUUACACACGGCAACAUGAAUCACAUCAGUGCAAGAUGACUUGAUACUGUUAAAUGUGUGUGAAGCAUUUGAAAUCAUGGAAGGAAGUUAACCACAAACAUUGCAUGAAGGUGUCAGUGUGGGACUACACUAGAAUCCUGCCUGUCACCCACAACCUGGCAUCAUGCAGCCUAUGACUUUAUGCACUACAUGUCAUGGCAGGAACAUUGUGUUAGAGGAUGACCACACAGCCACACGCUCCGGCGGCUCCAGCAAUGGGAUCGUGUUCAGUGCGCAGCCUCAUCCCAUCGGAGAGAAGGUUACGAUGGAGAUCCGAGCGGUUGGUGGCUCCUGGCCAGGGGCUCUCCGCUAUGGCUUCACCAACAAGUCUCCAGAGACACUUAAUGCCGACCAACUCCCUCCAUUUGUGAUGCCACAUCUAUCCUCACAACCAGGCUAUUGGGCCAGGGGGUUGCACUCCCGGCAUAACCAGGAGGGCAAUAUACUCUCGUUUUAUUUGACCAGAGAUAGAGAGGUGUAUUCUUUUGUGAACAAUGAGAACAUUACCACAGACAAACUAUCUCCUCAGGACGUUAAUGUGAACAUGCCUGUGUGGGUCAUCCUAGAUGUUUAUGGCACUACUACUAGUAUUACAAUCAGAGGAGAAGGUGGAGCUCCAUCUGAGAUCCUAUCCCGGGGUCCAGAUGCUAUGGAGGCCUUCAAGCAAGCAGCAACAAACGGGACCAAGCCUAUAUUCAGGACCAGACUCAUGCUUGUGGGCCACGACCAAGUUGGCAAGACUAGCCUGAAGCGCUCACUUAUGGGCCAAAGUUACAACUCUGAAGAGGUCAGCACGGAUGGGAUCGAUACAAAGGAUACAUGUGAAAUCAAUACACAGAAUGCAUCAGGAUGGAGGAUACAAACAGGGCUACAAGAUGAAACAUCAAAAAACACUCUUGAUGAGUUAUCAAGUCUUCAGGACAGCUACACACAGGCAUUGGCUCUCAAUAUAGCCAGGGUCCUGUGGAAGAAAAAGGUGUCCCAGGAAGAAAAGGUCAAGAGGUCAAGUCCCGUUAUCUUGCCGGAAGAUUCAUCUCAGAGCAAAGAAGAUUCUAAAGAUGAUGUGUGGAUCACUAGUGCUACCGAUAGCAGCAGUGAUAAUGCCACUGAUGAUCAGACUGAUGUUGAGGCUGAGCAGCUUGAGGAUCUGGCCAAGUCACUGGAUGAAGUGACCUUUAACCUUGUGACCUCCCAGGUUGAAAGACUUCUCAAGGAAGCAGAGGAUGGCAAGACUGAUCUUCUUGAAGACAUGGAAACACAUCAAGAUGAAUCCAAGAAAACUAUCUUAAAUAUAUGGGACUUUGCUGGACAAUCAGUCUAUUACACUACCCAUCAGGUCUUUCUUUCAUCUAGAGCAGUUUAUAUUUUAGUUUUCAAUCUAACUCAUGAUCUUGAUGGUUCAGCACAGACACAGAUACGAAGAGGAGACGAUGCAUUGGAAUACACAGAGAGUGAAUUCAGCAACCUUGAUUUUAUGGAUUAUUGGAUGCACUCAAUCCAUGCACAUACAGCUGAGAAUAGGAAGAAUGCAUUGGAUAAUACUAUGCUAGCUCCUCCUAUCAUUGUGGUUGGAACACACAGGGCUAGCCUUGGCACAGACCUAGUAGAACAAGCUAGGAUGGUUGAAGAGAAGUUUGUACGGAUACGACAGAGUCUUGUUGGCAAGCCAUAUUAUCCUCACAUCAUUCCUACAUUUUAUGCAGUGGAGAAUAACAUUGAUGAUGGAGAUGAUGAACAGGUUGUAAAGCUUCGUAAGCAUGUAGAAGAUAUUGCCAGGCAAGAGCCUUACAUGGGAGAACAUAUACCCCUGAAGUGGAUACGAUUCCAGCAGAAGAUAGCAGACUUGGUUUCUCAGGGUAUUAACUACAUGUCAUUAGAUAAUAUGAGCGAGGUUGGAUCCUCCGUAGGAAUCAGUUCUGAAGCUGGCCUUCAGACAAUGCUUCAGUUCUAUCAUGAUCUUGGGGUCAUCAUCUAUUACGGUGGAACUGGGGCUACGGAUACAUCCCUGAGGAAUACAGUCAUACUCAAUCCACAGUGGUUGGUUGAUAUCUUUGGAAGGAUCAUCGCUGUCAAGGAUGUCAAUGAUAAGUUACUGGUGGAUGCUUGGACUAAGCUUGAUGAGUAUGGUAUUCUACAAGACCAACUUCUGGACCAUAUGUGGCAUGAUGUGAUAGACCAGAAGCAAGUCCUGGUGGGUCUCAUGGAAAAGUUUGAUCUGUUAUGCGAACGGCAGACUACAAGUGAGGUACCAAGUCUAGAUGAGCCAUCCCAAGCUGUUUUAGGAGAGAGAAGUUACUAUGUGCCUUCAAGAUUACGUGAAUGUCCAGAUCAAGAGGAUCUAAUGGCUGAAACUAAUGCAUCUGUGGCCUUCUAUAUUACUUUCAAUGGCUUUCUUCCUGAUGGUCUGUUCCAUCGCAUCUUGACGCGAGCGGUCCGCUGGAGCCAGGAGCAGGGCGGUAGGGAGCCUCGUCUAUUCUUCAGACAAGCUCGCUUUUUCCUCAAUACUGAACAUGAUGCACUUCUUGAGAUGGCACCUGCUAGGCUAGCCAGAAUUAAGGUCAUGGUGUUAAGUGUUGAUAUAUACGAUGCUGAAGAUCAGAGAACAGAUGUAGCUAAACAAGAGCAGGCCAACCAGGAAGCAUGUGCUAAGGUUCGUCACUUCUUGGACAGUACUCUGGCAGACCUUCGGCAGAUGUGCAUGAAGAGAGUACGUUACCAUCUUGUUGUUGCGUGCCCCUGCAACCGGCGCUGUCUGGCUCAUGGGAAACAAGCUUGCCAAGAGAACAAUUGCCUCCAUUUCUUAAACCUUGAAGAAUGCCUUACUAAGAAAGUUGUGAUGUGUGAGUCAAGACGGAUCAGAACCAAUGUCUUUCAGAAGUGGUUUCCUUCAGAGAAAGCAGCUCUCCCUGCCCCCUUGCCAGUCAAAGUGAGUACAACGGAUACCAUCAAAGAGGAGGAUGUGCCAUCAUGGGUUCGUGUAGCAGCUAAACUACUCAACUCGGGAGCAGAGAAUGCAGACUGGCUUUCAUUAGCCUAUAGGCUUGGAUACAAGAAGACCAAGAUACAGAAGCUUACUGAGGAUGAACCAAACCCUGCAUUAUGCAUCCUAAUUGACUGGUUCCAAACCAGCGGCAAUACAGCUCUAUCCGUUGAGAUGCUUCUCUCAUACCUAGAGCAGAUGAAGAGGGAUGAUGUCAUUGAGGUCAUUCAGAAAGGUCAAGAUGUGAAUAAGGCGCCCCCUACAGUCUUCAUUAGUUACAACUGGGAUAUUCAGGAAGAUGUGAGGAAUUUAAGAGAUUACUUAGAACGGACUGGUUUUCCUUGCUGGAUGGACAUCGGUCAGAUGGGAGGAGGUGACCAACUCUACAAUAAGAUCUAUGAAGGCAUUCACAGUGCAAAGGUGUUCGUGUGCUGCAUCACGCCUCAUUACAUCAUCUCAGAGAGUUGUAAUCGAGAGUUAAGCCUGGCUGAUCAGCUCAAGAAACCGAUCAUACCUAUCAUCUUUAAGAAGGUUCCUUGGCCACCUCCUGGGGGUAUGGCCCUCAUUGUAUCUCAGCUCAUCUAUGUUACCUUUGAUGGGGUUGGAGGUCAUGGAGGGUCAGGGGUCAAGGCUGAUAAGGAGAUGAAAUACCAGGAUGUGAUCCAUCAAAUCACCCGCUACACCAAACCCAUCCAGGUGGAACCAGCAGUUAAGAUCGAAGACUCUGCCGUUGAGAUCAUCGCAACCAACAACUCCAGGUCAGGUGACUCUACAACCCCUCAGAGUCUACGUAGCCCAAGCAGAGGGGAGUCCCUUCGUACCCAGAGUAGUCUUGGGAGAGCUAGCCUUGGUGGAGGUGCAGGAGGGCAGAGACAAGCUCAACAGGUAGCAGUUACCAAGUGUACAAUCUGUGCCAUCCUUUGAGAACACUGAUCAAGCAGGUCUGACGUACACAAUGACUGGCGUGAUAGCCUUUGUCUUCAAAUUGACUACUCUAGUUUCUUGCUUUGCUCUAAAUUUCCCUCUUAUAUCUGAAGAGGAUUUUAUGCAAUGUCAAUGCUAUAAAUUUAAACAUAGAUUCUUCUUGGGGAGAAAAGAUUUAAGCCUUCAGUCGUCCUGCAUCAAAUGCUUGAUAACAAAGAGAGUAAAAACACUUAAACUAUUUUUUUAUAUCUUUAGUUUUCUUCCAUUCUGGAGACAUUUAUUGGUAUUGGUGGUGAUUUUUUACCUGAUUGCUAAGAAAGCAUGAAUGCUUGUAAGCAAGCAACCAGAGGACCGACAGCUUAAGGUCCUCUCCGAAGGACCUGGUACUGAGGAUUAAUGCCUUACCAAAGGGCACUAGCGCACCAAGUGGGAAUCGAACCCGGGUCACCGGAAUGCGAGUCCCCCGCUCUACCGACUGAGCUAUCGCGCCUCCCUAAAUAACAACAAAUUCAAUUUAGUUACAAAUUAAGGUUUGUGAAUCAUUUGACUAAGAUUAGUGUACUUUUGGCAGCAAUGUCCAAAUGAAUUGGAUAUAUAGAGACUUAGAGUGGAACAAAAAUAUGAUAUGUCAUACUAAAUGACAUUUUACAUGUUAACACUAAAUAGUUUGGGCUAUUUAAGGAGAUCAUACUACUGAGAGGUUCCACUUGAGUUUGCAGCAAAAGUCUCCCCCAUAUUUCCUGUGUAUUUUCUUGUUUAUUGAAUUCAUCAUGUAUUUCUUUGCAUUUGGACCUUGAUAUUUUAUGGCUACACUUUUGUAGUAAUGAAAACCUUUUUAUCAAUAAAUUUUGUUUAUUAAUGACAAAAGUAAUCGUGCAUUCCCUACAUUUGUAUUGAAAACACAGUUUUACCUUUAUUGAAAUUUUACACAAAAUUAUGUUUUUGAGUCAUUUUUGGUUUCACGUGCAGAUAAACUGCAUACCUUGGCUUUUCAAAUUUGGUGUCAAAUGUUGUGCAAGACUUUCAAGGAAAAGUCAGGAGAUGUUGCAAAUUUUUUACAGUUUAAACUUAUUGUGCAAAACACUAAGGAGUGUGAGAGCCCCUCCUCAGCCUAAUUGGGUUUAAAGACAUUUGAUUAUUAGAUUAUCAGAUUUAUAUUCAGUAUGAUUGUGAGGAAAUCAUGUGAACCCUAAUGUAAUUUGUGUUAAAUUCUGAAAGAAAGAUUUAUGUGUAAUAGGAUUCUAAUCAACUCGCCGUCCAAUGAAAUAGGCUAGUGAAAAUUCUGUAAAUAGUUCAGUCAUUUUCUGCUAUUUAUUGUCAAUAUAUUUCUAUCGUACUGAAAUGCAGUGUAUAAAAUCAGAGUGAUAUUUUGAAGUGAUUUAGAAAUGAUUUAAUGGGGAAUGUACAUUUCCAAAUUAUUUGUGCCUAUCUUGUGAUAAUUGGGAUAUAUUCAUACAGAAUGUACUAUUUAGUGGGUUUUUAUUCUAUUCACUUGUCUAAAUGUGCAAGUGGUAUGAAAGCAAGAGAUCAUUUUCUAGAAGGAUUACAAAAUUAUAUUAUUAUGUGUGAUUUAAGUGUGAUAGAAUGACCUUGAGGCUUUGGAAUUCAUGAGAUUUGUAGUUUUCUGUUUGUCUUUAUCAUGCUAUGACAGGCCUACAUACCAUCACCCUGAUCCAUAGUCAAUUUUAAAGUGUUCAUUUGGUACACAAAAAUCUAUGUGCUUUGUAUAGUAUAGCAUGGGGAAAAGAAAUGGUUUUGAUGCUAAAUAAUCCUGUAAUAAUAAUAUGGACCGUUUAAAUAUAGCACAGUUACUACUCUACUGUUCUUGACACUUGGUAUCGUAUUAUUACCCUGGCUGUAGCCAAGCCACCACAUACAGGAGUAGGCGCUCAAGCAUUUGAGGAAUUUCUUCCUACCGGGUACCCAUUCAUCUCAAUUGGGUUGAGUAUGGCACAGUGUGGUAAUUUUCUUGCUGAAGGAAAGCACACCAUGGCUGGGAAUUGAACCCACAUCCCCCAGAUUGAAAGACUAGUGUCAUAAGACCACGACGCCCCCUCUCAUGCUUUGUUGUGAUCCAGCCAUCCUUAUGUUUAGGAAUGCCAGUAUAAAGUUGGAGAAUGAUGGUAGAUUACAGCAUGGAUUAUUGUUUUGGCUGGGGUAAAGUAAUGGUUUUUGGUGGAAUACAAUAGUCACAUCCUGUCAUUAAUUGAUCCAACAGGAUCUCAUCCAGAAGAGGUUUUACUGAUAGGUAGUGUAAAUAGACCAUCCGCUGUUUAUGCUGGUAAUCCGUCUUGUGUUCCUAGCUACCAUCCAUCAUUAUCCUUCUCUAGACUACCCCAACAACUACUUUUCAAUGCUAUACAAUAAAAGUCCACAGAUAGCAAAUGAUCACUUUUUAAAUAGUUAAAUGACUAUGGGUAAGGUUUGCAGUACUAUUUGCAGAUGAUUUGUAGUUGCAUUUGCUAUAAAGAUUAUCUAGAAGUGAAAUGUGAUUUUGAAUAGUUUAAAGGUCAGGUAGAGCAUUUAAAAUUUGUAUUUGAUAUAGAAAUGAAUUAAAGUUUUGCCAUGUUUGAAGUUAGAAAGUCCAUGUAGUGCAAUACUGUUUGAGUUUUACGUCUGUUUAUAUGUCCUUUAUCUUGUUUUCAUUUCUUAUAUAAUUGAAUGCUUUCCACCUUGUUCCAUAUUUCUUGAUUUUCUUAAGUGAGUGAUUUCAAAAUGUAGUUUGUAUUCAGUCAACAUAGUUUAUGGUAGUAAUAUUAAGAUUAGUAUUAUUAUGCAUAUGAGAGCCUGCUAGUCAUUAAUGCACUUUUCCUGCAAAUCUGUUUUAAAAGAGCCAUUAGGGGAAAAACGAUAUGCAGUAUCAGUCAUUUCCAAGGAAGGUAUUCAUAUAGGCUACUACUAGUAAACUAAAACAAAAAAGUAUAACCAAAUGCAAUUACAGAUAUAAACAGAUACAUUAAGCACUUGUGUAGUUAUUGGUACUUAAUACACAUCUUUUUCAUUGGACUUUUAAUAUUUGUGUGAAAGACUACCAUCCCUUUUUACUCAAGCACAGUUGCCCCUUUCAUGUGUAUUUCCAAUCUAUUGUACAGAAAGUGCCUAUCUGUUUCAUGUAUAUAUCCAUCAUACAAUGCUUUCAUAUUUUUUGAAAGAAAAUACUUAUACAUAUUUAUGGAUUACAGAUCCUUUGACUAUUCUUUGCAGAAGUUUUACUGAUUUUUUUUU
Molecule: messenger RNA, 7508 nt
Organism: Lytechinus pictus (painted urchin)
Lineage: Eukaryota; Metazoa; Echinodermata; Echinoidea; Temnopleuroida; Toxopneustidae
Exons: 21
Coding region: 504-4283 (1259 amino acids)
Biological process (GO): signal transduction
Molecular function (GO): protein binding
Source: RefSeq, a predicted model, not a curated record